This is a messenger RNA of Prionailurus viverrinus (fishing cat), 2171 nucleotides long. It is a transcript of the gene RAD21L1, whose product is annotated as RAD21 cohesin complex component like 1. Gene Ontology annotation, molecular function: chromatin binding; protein binding. The transcript is spliced from 13 exons. Gene Ontology annotation, cellular component: cohesin complex; synaptonemal complex. Gene Ontology annotation, biological process: mitotic sister chromatid cohesion; synaptonemal complex assembly; replication-born double-strand break repair via sister chromatid exchange. Bases 162 to 1829 code for a protein of 555 amino acids. NCBI's taxonomy places the organism in Eukaryota, Metazoa, Chordata, Mammalia, Carnivora, Felidae. The record is from RefSeq and is a predicted model, not a curated record.
ACUGAAUUGAAUAAUAGCUUCAAUUGGAAGAUAAUCUGUUACAGAAAUGAUAAAAAGUGCUUUUGCUAAGAAAUACCACUGAAAUGUUUUUGUAAUCAAAAUUUAAAUAUUUUUUAAUGUUCUCUCUAGUUUGUUAAAUACCCCUAAGGAAUACAGGCAACAUGUUCUACACACAUGUGCUUAUGAGUAAGCGAGGCCCGUUGGCCAAAAUCUGGCUUGCAGCUCACUGGGAGAAGAAACUCACAAAGGCUCAUGUAUUUGAAUGCAAUCUAGAGAUAACCAUUGAAAGAAUUAUUUCACCUAAGGUGAAAAUUGCGCUUCGAACUUCAGGACACCUUCUUUUGGGAGUUGUGCGAAUCUAUAAUAGGAAGGCAAAAUAUCUUUUGGCAGAUUGCAACGAAGCAUUGCUCAAAAUGAAGAUGACAUUUUGCCCAGGGCUGGUUGACCUUCCAAAAGAGAAUUUUGAAGCUGCUUACAAUGCUAUCACAUUGCCAGAAGAGUUUCAUGAUUUUGACACCCACAAUGUGAAUGCUAUUGAUGUUUCAGAACACGUUACUCAGAACCAAAGCAGACCAGAAGAAAUCACACUUAGAGAAUAUUACAAUAAUGAUCUACUGUUCCAAGCUGGGAGCUUUGGGGAGGAAUCUGAAAUUCUCAGAAGACAUAGCUUUUUUGAUGACAACAUAUUGCUGGAUUCCAGUGGUCCUUUAGUUGAACAUAGUUCCGAAAGCCUCAUUGGAGAAAAAUCUCUGUUCUAUGACAGUGGAGAUGGAUUUGGAGAUGAAGGGGCUGCAGGAGAGAUGAUUGACAAUCUAUUGCAAGAUGACCAAAAUAUCCUGUUAGAAGACAUGCAUUUGAACAGAGAAAUUUCCCUGCCUCCUGAGCCUCCUGAUACUAUAGUGGUAGAACCAGGUAAUUCAGAGUGUAUCUGUCUACCUGAAAAUGAAAAAAUGGAUGAAAUCACAUUAUCAAAUGAAGAACAUGGAUUUACCCUUGACCCAAUUGAUGUUUCAGACCUUGCUGAGAAAAGAAAAGGCAAAAAGAGGAAAUUGCUCAUAGAUCCAGUCAAGGAGAUCAGUAGCAAAAUUAUGCAUAAACAGCUUACUUCCUUUACGGACACACUCAUGGUUUUGGAACUUGCACCUCCUACCCGAAGAUUGAUGAUGUGGAAGAAGAAGGGAGGAGUGGACAUACUUCUGUCAAGUCCUGCCCAGGAUAUGACUCAUGCAGAACUGAAAAUGUUGUUUACAAAGUGCUUUCUGUCCUCUGGCUUUAAACUUGGAAGGAAAUUGAUACAGAAGGAAUCAGUAAGGGAAGAAGUGGGAAAUGAAAACAUAAUAGAGACCUCCGUGAUGGAAGAGCCAAAUUCCCGGCAAGACUUAAGUCAACCCAAAACUUGGAAGGAUGUGAUCAAUGGACCGAAGUGUAGCUCUCAUGAGGAUACCAAUAAAAAUAUUAAUUCUGAGGAGGAUGUUGUUGAAGUGGUAUCUUCAGCUACUGAGGAAUCUUCCUUAACGAAUGCCGUCUUAGCACAAGAAAUUGAAAAUAGUCCAGCUGAAUUGGAGUCAUUGGGGAAUCAACAAAAUUUUGAGGCAGAGAGGUGGAAUGGAAGAAUUCUUAAGAUGUUAAAUAGCUUGCGGGAAUCCAACAAGAUGGGAAUGCAGUACUUUAGUCUGAUGAAGCUCUGCAGACACAGUGACCGAAAACAAGCUGCUGCCAAAUUUUAUAGCUUUCUUGUCCUAAAAAAACAGCGGGCUAUUGAGCUGAGCCAGAGUGCUCCCUAUGCAGAUAUCAUAGCUACAGUGGGACCAAUGUUCCAUAAAAUGUGAAGGAAAUCCAGAACAUGCAGAUUUAUGUCAUAUUUGGAAUUUCUGUGUAGAUGGGUCACUUUAAUGCAGAAGCUGUCUGGAAGCAGCUGAAGGUCUGAUCCAUUUCAUAUAUUAGCCAACUGCCUAUUUUAUGUUUGUAAAGUCAGAAUAACCAUAGCCAGAAUUGGAAACCUGUUUGCUCACAGAAAUACUGAAUUGUAGCUAAGUAACAUUUUUAACUUAGCUAACUUGAAUGUAUAGUAUUUACCAUUUCCCUGACUUGAAUAUUGCAUUUAGAAUAUAUUUUUAAAAUACUAUGUGCCUUCAAGAAAUAUUUAAGGAUAUUUUUUAAAGCUAUUUUAU